Messenger RNA from Colletotrichum destructivum, 2054 nucleotides. RefSeq names its product Putative proteasome component (PCI) domain, winged helix-like DNA-binding domain superfamily. NCBI's taxonomy places the organism in Eukaryota, Fungi, Ascomycota, Sordariomycetes, Glomerellales, Glomerellaceae. Bases 238 to 1617 code for a protein of 459 amino acids. The transcript is spliced from 6 exons. The record is from RefSeq and is a predicted model, not a curated record. Gene Ontology annotation, molecular function: double-stranded DNA binding; RNA binding. Gene Ontology annotation, biological process: poly(A)+ mRNA export from nucleus.
CCCCAGUCAACCAGCAUCACAGUGAAGACGACGCAUCCCAGGAGACAGAGCGAGAGGGAUGACACUUUGUUGAGCAUCUUCAACCAAUUAGAAAUGCUCUUAUGCCUAUCUUGACCACAACGCCAAUUGAUUCAGUCACACGAUUUGUCGGCCAGGGACAUCCGCAGUGGUGAACCAACCACCCGGUCUUACAUUCAUCACGACUCAUUCUUCCAAUAGCACCUGGAGGCAGUCAUAAUGGAAGGUCUUUUCGAGGAGUUCCGCAAUGCCUACAAAGCCAGGUCUGGCUACUCUCUUGCACAAACGCUCCAGCCCUUCAGCCCAGUCAACAAGCCCGACAAGCUUCGGUCCAUCUACCUGAGCACGAACAUCCAAGAAGCCAAGGCUGACGUCAAGUACAUGCUCCUGGGUCGCGGCUCAGGGUCUAAGAAACUCAAGCUCGACCACGAGGAGACCAACGGCUGGGUGGAGGUCUACACGGCGUACUGGAAAGCCAUUGGCGAGAUCCUCAAAGUGGAAGGCGACUCCAGUGCUGGAGGUAGGUCUUCAUCAUGGACAAAAGUGUAUGAGGCGUGGAAAGAGCUCACCACUGCUCUCAUCCGGGGCUACACCAACUAUGGGUUCGAGGCCUGGACUAUCCCUUGUCUCUACACUGCAGGCAAGCACCUGCGACUUUUCGCCAUCAGCUCGGACGAGGAGCGCAACACGACGGACGCUGCCGCCAAUGCUAUGGAGCUGGGUGACGACUUCGACCCAGACCUGGAGAAGCAAAAGCAGCUCCGUGACUGCGAGCAACAACUCAAGCGCAUUUUCACAUUGUGCUUGAGUGACAGAGCACCUCUUGAAGAUUCGAGAAAGUGGGCCAUCUACUUCGUCAUCAACCUUCUGUUCAAGACAUACUUCAAACUCAACUCCGCAAGUCUUAGCCGGACGAUUCUCAAAGCUUUGUCUACCAACCGCGGGGACAUGCCCCCGUUGGAGGCGUUUCCCAAGUCUCAGCGGGUUACGUUCAAGUUUUACGAAGGCGUACUUUUCUUUCUUGAAGAGAACUACGUUGAGGCCGAGAAACAUCUCACUGAGGCAUGGUCUCUCUGCCACAAGGACGCCAAGAGCAAUCAAGAGAGAAUCCUCACCUACUUGAUCCCCUGUCAUCUUCUCACCACCCACACCCUCCCGAGCAGCAAACUCCUGGAACCUUUCCCUCGCCUGCAGAAGCUCUUCCUUCCGCUAUCGCGGUGUAUCCGCAAGGGCGACCUGCGCAAUUUCGACCUGGCUCUCCAGGAAGGCGAGGAAGAGUUCGUACGCCGCAGGAUCUAUCUCACCCUAGAACGCGGUCGUGACAUCGCCCUGCGCAACCUCUUGCGCAAGGUAUUCAUCGCUGGCGGCUUCGAAGAGGCCAAAGAGGCCGGCGCGGCCCCAGUCCGUCGGACCAGAGUCCCUGUCGCCGAGUUUGCGGCUGCGAUUAGCCUAGGCAGCCAGGAGAGCGUGGAUCCGGACGAGGUUGAGUGUCUGCUUGCCAACAUGAUUUACAAGAAUCUCAUGAAGGGCUAUAUCGCCCGCGAACGCGGGAUUGUCGUCCUGUCCAAGAACGGAGCGUUCCCCGGAACAGGGGUAUAGAAAGCGGUGGUGUGGAGAUACCACAAAACCAAGUAUUUCACUGCGUGACAUUUUUAACGGCAGAAUUGAGAUACUACCUCGAUACCACAGUGAUAGGAGCGUAAAGCAGCGACGGUUCUCUUACUGGGGACAUCGGUCGCACAUCUUGCAUGGUAAGCGGGUGGACCUGUUCGAGAGAAGGUGCUCGGCGGCGCGCCGUCGUGCAUAGAGGCAUGCACUUCGGCUCACACUUCGGUGGUGUGGGCGCGCGUUAUCAGACUCAUAAAGCCUAACUCGACGCCGGUUGCUCGCGCCGGCAGGUGAAUACACAUUGUUCAUAACUUGUACCCGUCCAUGACUCCGCUCUCCUGAUCCUCGACGUCGUCAUCAGGUGAUACCUAGAACACAAGUGAUGCAAGGCAGCUCCGAGACAAUCGCAAUAGAUUUACGAAAAACUG